Messenger RNA from Acanthoscelides obtectus, 783 nucleotides. The record is from the annotation of a GenBank genome assembly. NCBI's taxonomy places the organism in Eukaryota, Metazoa, Arthropoda, Insecta, Coleoptera, Chrysomelidae.
AUGUCCUCAAAAACAUUUUCGCGCAAACAAGAAUGCCUUGCCGAGUUACUGUCUGUUUUCGGCAACGAAGCGCCACAUCAGUCGACAAUUUCCCGUUGGUAUGGAGAAUUCAAACGUGGACGGGUGAGUCUUAGCGACGAUCCCAGGCUGGGUGCACCAAAAACGGCAACCUCAAUUCAAAAAAAUUUACAUGAAGAAUUAGGAGUAAGAAAAUUAGUUUCUCGGUUAAUUGGUGUCAAAAAAACGCUUGACCGUUUCAAUUUCGGAAACUCAAAAAAUGUGUACAGCAUUGUUAGUGGUGAUGAAUCGUGGAUUUACUGUUAUGAACCAGAAAAUAAACGACAGUCGGCUGUUUGGGUGUUCCAAGGUGAAAAAAAGCCAACAAAAGUAAUUCGUUCUCGAAGUGUUUCGAAAAAGAUGGUCGCGGCAUUUGUGUCAAAAGCGGGUCAUAUUGUAACAAUUCCUCUUAAUGAGCAAAGUACUGUUACUGCGGAUUGGUUUACCACCAUUUUUUUGCCAAAAGUCAUCAUCAAGCUUCGGAAAAUCAACCACGAAAGAAGAAUCAUCCUCCACCAAGACAAUGCAAGCUCGCACACAGCCCAAAAAACAAGGCAGUAUUUAACGGAAGAAAACGUGAAAUUAUUGGACCAUCCUCCAUAUAGUCCCGAUCUAAGUUCUAACGGUUUCUUUACUUUCCCGAAAAUUAAAAACAGACUGCGUGGUCAAAGGUUCCAGUCACCAGAAGAAGCAGUUGACGCAUUCAAAAAUGCCACAAAUCAAUAA